AUGGAGCAACUAGUAAGCAUGGGUUUCCCCAGCGACUUAGUCGCUGAAGCUUUAACCGCCACCGGCGGUGACUCCAUCCAAAAAGCCACCGACUGGAUCCUCUCCCACCUAACCACCACCACCACCGCCGCCACGUCACAACCCAAACUCGACCGUUUCCUCCUCCCCAAUUCCAAAACCCUAACCCCCGUCGUCGUCAAUUCCAACAAACGCCCCAAACUCUCACCACCACCAACCAACCGCCACCAGCCUCUAUCAGAGCGCAUGCGUCCUCGCACACUCUCCGACGUCGUAGGCCAAGACCAUCUCCUCUCUCCAUCUUCCCUCCUCCGCUCCGCCGUAGACUCCAACCGCCUCCCUUCCAUCAUCUUCUGGGGUCCACCUGGCACAGGCAAAACCUCCAUCGCCAAAUCUCUCAUCAACUCCUGCAAGGAUCCUUCUCAGUACCGCUUCGUCUCGUUGUCUGCAGUCACCAGCGGCGUCAAGGACGUGAGAGAGGUCGUGGAGAGCGCCAAGAAGCUUAACCUUGAUGGUAAGAAGAGGACUGUUUUGUUCAUGGAUGAAGUUCAUCGGUUUAACAAGUCACAGCAAGAUUCCUUCUUGCCUGUUAUUGAAGAUGGUAGUAUUAUCUUCAUUGGUGCCACUACUGAGAAUCCGUCUUUUCAUUUGAUCACUCCUUUGCUCUCGCGUUGUAGAGUUCUUACUCUUAAUCCUUUGAAGCCUAACCAUGUUGUGACUCUUCUUAGACGAGGUGUAGAUGAUGGACUCUCUGGUAGUGUUGAGGUUGGUGAUUCUGUUGUUGAGUUCUUGGCUAAUAACUGUGAUGGUGAUGCGCGUGUUGCGUUGAAUGCAUUGGAGAUCUCGGCUACUAUGGCUACUGCUAGAGCCGGUGGGGGUGGAGGUGAUGUUGUUGCUGUUGUGUCUCUUGAUGAUGCUAAAGAGGCUCUUCAGAGCAAACAUUUGGCGUAUGACAAGGCAGGGGAGCAACAUUAUAAUCUAAUAAGUGCGCUUCACAAGUCUAUGCGAGGAGGAGAUGCUAAUGCUGCAAUAUACUGGCUGGCUAGAAUGCUUGAAGGUGGUGAAGAGCCGCUUUACAUUGCGAGGAGGCUUAUAAGGUUUGCGAGCGAGGACGUUGGGCUUGCUGACCCUUCAGCUCUUACUCAGGCGGUUGCUUGCUAUCAAGCUUCGCAUUUCUUGGGUAUGCCUGAGUGCAAUGUGAUACUUGCUCAAUGCACUGCUUACUUGGCGCUGGCUCCUAAAUCCAUUGCUGUUUAUAGAGCAAUGGAAACUGCAAGGAAGGUUGUGAAGGACUCGGUUGGUCAGAAUGAAGGGGUGCCUCUACAUCUGAGGAAUGCUCCGACCAAGUUGAUGAAGGAACUUGGGUAUGGAAAAGAGUAUAUAUAUCCUCCUAAUGACCCUUCUGCUGCUGCAGCUCAGACCUAUCUACCUUCGUCUCUUCUGCAUUAUAAGUUCCUGGAAUGGCCUGAAAGUGAUGGCCAAGAUCAAGAACAUAGGCUCUAA
Messenger RNA from Eruca vesicaria subsp. sativa (arugula), 1521 nucleotides. Lineage: Eukaryota; Viridiplantae; Streptophyta; Magnoliopsida; Brassicales; Brassicaceae. The record is from the annotation of a GenBank genome assembly.